UUGCUUUUGAAGCAAAAAAAGUUGAAAAAGAUUGAACGGGUAUUGCACUGACUGAAUCCGGUUUCGAAACAGUGAUAUCGUCUACCAAGAGAAAUUUAAGGUCGAAGGAGGGAGAAGAAGAGGGAGAGAGAUGGGGUUUUGGGAUGCAGUGAACUCAACGACUGAUACAAUCAAAAGAAAUGUCCCCGACACCAUUUCCGUCACAAACUCCGUUAGUUCAGUGGCGGAUACUAUCAAGCAAAACAUCCCCGAUAUGACUCCCGUUGCGAACGCCGUGAACAAGAUCGGUGACACCGUAAGAGUCAAAGAAGUUCAAAAGCUGAAAGAAAACCUUCCCGACUCAGAAGGCUGGAAGGAGAUCGGCCGUUCUGUGAAAGACGUGGUUGAUGGACCUGCCGGCGAAGAGGUGUCCAAACUCUUUCCAGGAGGAGGUUCAGCUUAUAGGAUUUAUAAAGGGUUGAAUCCAAAGCGGGAUGAAGUGAAAGAUCUUAAGCAAGAAGUAAAGGGUAUGAGAGCAGAGAUUGAGAAACUGAAGAAAGAUCGGGCACCUCGUUUGGACGCAGAAGAAGGAUUCAAGAUCACAGAUUUCUUUGGUGAUCAGUUCUGUUAGAAGCGGGUUCUUGUAAAUGACUACUUCCUAUUUGACUUGAGUGCCCUGACUCCUGAGUAUGUUCAUGAAUCAUGAUGGAACUAGGAUCUUUUAAAGUUUAAAUUUAUUAGAAAUCUAGAAUCAUGAUAAAUUGUACGGAGACUGGAGAUAUGGACAAAUUCUUCGUCAUUGUUUAGUGUUCGUGGGUGUUAUAUUUAAGCUUCAAAAUGCCUGUGAAUUGUGAAUCAGACCCCAAUUGCCACAGGUUUCAGUUA
Messenger RNA from Nelumbo nucifera (sacred lotus), 864 nucleotides. RefSeq lists its product as uncharacterized. Lineage: Eukaryota; Viridiplantae; Streptophyta; Magnoliopsida; Proteales; Nelumbonaceae. The record is from RefSeq and is a predicted model, not a curated record.